ACAUGUUUAACGCACAGAGAGGAAAAACUAAAAGUAAGAAGAAGGAAAGGCGUAAUUCUAGUGUACGUUAGAUAAGAGAAGGUCCCUCGUGCGUGUCCUAAGGCAAACUCUAUAGUCAGUCUUUGAGAAGCAACUGCAGUUGCCUGUUGUUUGCUACUACCAAGAGUAAAGAAUUGUAUAUUGAAAGUUUUUUAUAUCAAGCAACAGAAAAAGUGCUAUAAAUUUAAUGUUUGUGAUAGGAAUUAUUACAUCAGAACUCCAGAUUUAAAAUCGAGGCUGUAUAACUUGUUUUUUUCAUUUAAAACUUUUUAUUUUCAACUCCAUUUACACGGUGAAGAAAAACAUAAACACUUGGAUACUUAUUUUCGCUAAUUACUUAUUAAAACAUUUUUUUUUUUUAUUAUCACGUUUUAAGUCUAGAAAUUAAUGUUAUUUUUUAAUUAUUGUAUUAAUUUUAAAAUAAAAAAAUUAACAACUUAUGAAACAAGUGAUAAAAUUUUGGACAAAUCUUUUAAAGGGAUAUGAGGCGCGAGAGAAUCAAAAAUAAAGGAAAAUCGAAAUUUUAUCGACAAUGGGGGAAAUUUUAAAUGAAACAAUUUUUGCUCAAGAUGAUAGUGUGAGAUCUUUACCACGAUUUGUGACUAUCAUCGCAGCUGUGUGUGCUAUAUUGUUUAGCGUCGUUGGAAUUUUAGGAAAUUUAAUAACAGUUUUGGCAUUAUUAAAAUAUACAAGACUGAGAAAACAUGCAACGACUGCAUUUGUCAUAAGUCUUAGUGUUUCGGAUUUAAUAUUUUCAUCGGUAAAUUUACCACUAACGGCGAGUAGAUAUUUAUAUGAGGCAUGGGUACUUGGUGACGCACUCUGUCAAGUGUUUCCCUUAUUUUUUUACGGAAAUGUUGCUGUAUCACUUCUCAGUAUGGUGGCUAUCACCCUCAACAGAUACGUUUUGAUAUCAAGAUCAGAUUUAUAUCCACACAUUUAUACGAGCCGUGGAAUAACAUUGAUGUUAAUUGCAAUUUGGACACUAAGUUUCUCACUAUUAAUUCCAUCGUUACUUGGAAUUUGGGGUAGACUUGGAUUAGAUCAGACAACAUUUUCAUGUACAAUAUUAAAAAAAAAUGGUACAAGUCCAAAAAAAUUACUCUUCAUUUUAGGCUUUCUUGUGCCAUGUCUUGUGAUAACUGUUUCUUAUCUUUGUAUUUACUAUCGUGUGAGAAGUAGUCGUAAAAAUCUCGAAGCCCAUUCACGUGGUGGUAAGCGAAAAAGUACGGGAUUUCAAAGACGUGAAGAUUCAAGAGUCACGAGAUUGAUGUUAAUAAUUUUUCUUUGCUUUUUACUUUGCUUUAUGCCAUUAAUGAUAGCAAAUGUUGUUGAAGAUAAAGUGAAAUUGCCAAUUUUUCAUGUGAUAGCCUCAAUUUUAGCAUGGGCAUCAUCAGUUAUAAAUCCAUUUAUUUACGCGGGUACAAAUAAACUUUAUCGUGCUGCUUAUCGACAAUUACUCUGUCGUGGAAGUCGAAAAACACCUGCAUUAGGAGGACCAAAGCCAAUUUGCUCGCAAUCGAGUAAAUUUUCCUCACAACCCACAUGACAAUUAAUUAAUAAUUCCGAGAGUCUGUCGAAAUAAGAGAUUAUUAAUGAAAUUGAAAAAAGGACCAUCUGCAAAAAAAAAAAAAUCUUUUAGAUAAUUAAUAAAUAUAAGAGGAAACCAUUUCUUAGAAUGGAUAAAGAUAUAAUUAAUUAUCUUGAUUUAAGUUUAAGGCCCUAGAUCUGAAUCAUAGUAAAAAUGAUAAGAAUACAAAAAGCGAACAGCAAAAAAAGAAACGAGAAAAGAAAUUUUUCUUGAACUUUGUUUGAACCAAAGUUUUAGAUAAUAAAUCAAUGAGUGAACUUGAAAGAUCAAGAGAGCUCUCUAAACAAGUAUUAUUUUUUGAUUUUAUACAAGUGAGGUAUUUAAAUUUAGAUUAAUGUAAUUAAAAUUAAUUUCUAAAGGCCGUGUAGCGAAAGAGAAAUUUUUUCAAAAUGCCGUAAUUAAUAUAAAUAUUUUCAAAUAAUAUAUAUGAGAUAUGAAUUCAAAUUUUUAAGCUUAAAAAUUGAAAUUUUUAUUUUGAUAAUAAAAUAAAAAAUUAAACGUAUUCAAAAUUCGCAAAAAAUUUAAAAAAAAAUCCAAGGUAUUUAAAUUUUUCUCUCAUUAAUUUUCAGGAAUAAUGAAAAAAAAAAAUUACACCUGAAAAUUAACUUAAAAUUAUAAGUUAAAUUAUAAUAAGAUGUAAAUUAUAAUAUCUAUAUUUCUACGAGAAAUCAUUUAUAGAAAUUUUUAUUUGAAAAAAGAAACAAUUUUUAAUAUAAAAAAUGCAGUAAAAUCGAAUACAAAAUUUCAUUUUUGGUAUUACACUCGCUAUAUAAACAUGUGAACCUGUAUAUCUGUAUGUGUGUUUGUAUAUGGCUUUUUAAGUACUGAAGCUUUAAAUUAGUUUAAAUGGAAUGGACGAAUACUGUAAUGUAAAUACACAAUCAAUAAGAUACAAAAAAACGAAUUGCAAAUUAUUUCUAAUCUCAUUCAUAUUUUUUUAUAAUAGCGAAAUUCUCACAAUUAUUGUAAAUUUGUUCAUAUUUUCUAGUUUUAGAAUAAUAGUAAUUAUUCAUAUUAGUAUAGCAUAUGGCAUAAAAAAUACGCUUUCUUAUAGUUAAAGAAUAUUGAGAUUAUUCGAAAAAUACAGUCGAGUUUUUUUUUUAUAUUUUUAGUUUUUAAAUGCACUUUGAAUGAUAUUUUCUUUCUCUUAAAGUAGAAAUUUCUCAAUUAAUUAUUUUUGAAAUAAAAAAAAAAAAAACACUACU
Molecule: messenger RNA, 2835 nt
Organism: Leptopilina boulardi
Lineage: Eukaryota; Metazoa; Arthropoda; Insecta; Hymenoptera; Figitidae
Gene: Tre1
Product: protein trapped in endoderm-1
Exons: 4
Coding region: 572-1588 (338 amino acids)
Biological process (GO): G protein-coupled receptor signaling pathway
Cellular component (GO): membrane
Molecular function (GO): G protein-coupled receptor activity
Source: RefSeq, a predicted model, not a curated record